UCGACAUUUCUGCCAGCAGAGGGCGCCCCCUUCCAGAAUUACUCCUACUUGUCUGUGACGUCAUCCCGUUCAGUCACGUGACGAGCGGAUCGCUGCAGAGAGAUCUGCAGCUGGAAAUCGAAACUUUACAUGGGCGAUGUACAGAAACGCCACCGGGCACCAAACCUCCGCGUGUUUUCUCGGUUUUUCUUAAACAUAUCUUCGUUUUAGCUCGGCAAAUAGUUCGCGGUAUUUUUUUUGAGCUCACUCACCACUUGUUUUUAAACUUUGGGUCGGUUCAAUGAACUUCCUCUCUUCCAUCAGCGAGGAACAUGGACCCUACCAGAGAAAAACGCAAGGAGGACAUUAGGAAGGCUCUGGCUUUUAUACAGUCCUCCCUUGCUUACCCAGAUCCAGAAGGCUAUCAGGAUUACCUGACCCAGUUGGUAUGCAACCUGCUGGAGGAGGGAAACGCCUUCUUCAAGGACGGAUUGUGGGAGCAGGCAGCCAGGGAGUUCACCGAGGGUUUGAAUGUGUCGAUCUACGCUGAAUCAGAGGAGAUCCAGAUCCCUGAAGCUUUGCAGGAGAGCCUGUUUGUCAACAGAGCUGCUGCCUACCACAGCAUGGGAAAGUAUGAUAAAGGCAUUGAGGACUGCAACAGCGCGCUGGAGGUGUGUAAGGAAAGCCGCAGAGCUCUGUACAGGAAGGCUCUGUGUCUGAAGGAGCUCAGGAGGUACAGGGAGGCGUACGACUGCACCUCCGAGUGUCUGCUCAGCUGUCCUGAGGACAAGCAGGGGAAGGAGCUCGCUCAGGAACUGACCGUCCUGUUGGGACUGAAAACCCGGAAGCCGUACGUGAGCACAAAAGUGAGAACGACGCAGAGGGAACUUAUAAUCUCCACCCAUAUUUUGUGAUGUGGAUGUAAAUAAUCACAAAAGAGGGGAAUAGUCAGUGUGCAAAUUCUUUGAUUUAAUUCCUUUUAACGUAAAUGCAAAGUGAAAAAAAGUAUGAGGACCAGAGUGCAGA
Oryzias melastigma (Indian medaka) is the source of this 1005-nucleotide messenger RNA. Its product is annotated as zinc finger CCCH domain-containing protein 7A. Gene Ontology annotation, biological process: miRNA processing. The transcript has 6 exons. Bases 312 to 893 code for a protein of 193 amino acids. The record is from RefSeq and is a predicted model, not a curated record. Gene Ontology annotation, molecular function: protein binding; miRNA binding. Lineage: Eukaryota; Metazoa; Chordata; Actinopteri; Beloniformes; Adrianichthyidae.